Molecule: messenger RNA, 477 nt
Organism: Gongylonema pulchrum
Lineage: Eukaryota; Metazoa; Nematoda; Chromadorea; Rhabditida; Gongylonematidae
Source: the annotation of a GenBank genome assembly
AUGCCUCACCCUCGACCGGCACUGUUGAUUUAUGCGUGUUCCAUUGGCAAUCAGAUGAAAUCGGCUAACUUGUACUACUGUUUUGCAAAAGUUGUAUUUGCUAAACUACACUGGACGAUAUUUUUGCUCAAUAUUUAUUAUACCAGAUGUUUCGUCAACACCAAUAACAACAACAACAACAACAGUAACAGUGACGGGCAGCAGUGCAACGGUGGCCACAGCAGAACUGUCAUUAAGAAGUUUGUUUUGUUGGCCAACGAGCGCGAGACAGCACUAGCGGAAUCUGAUGAGCAGCCUGGAGGGGUGCUGUAUCGAGGGAGUAGCAGCAUGUCCACCAGCGUAUCAUCCGUGUCGUCCCGGCGCAAACAGGCCAAGCCGCAACGCCUUUCGCACGAAAUCGAGCCUCACUCCAGCUCCUCACUCAUCACCAACGGCAAGUUUUCACUUACAGCUACUCCCUGCACCAAUUCUUCUUGA